AUGGCGAGCGCGGGCUCCCGCGCCCUCCCCAAGAUGGCGGCGGGCGGCCCGGCGCGGCGGGCGGCGGGUCGGAGCCGCACCGAGCCCCGCGGCCCGGCGCUGACAGGCCGGCGGCGGCGGCUUCCCGGGCGCUGUGCGAAGGGGUCUCCGGAGGGUAAAAACCCCGCAACCGCCUCUGCUGAGCCCGCGGGGGAAGGUGCCCGUCGCCAGGAGGAGCGGGACGGCCCCCGGAGGCAGAGCCCGACUUCUUCACACAAAGCAUCUGACAGACGACCCUCAAAGAGGCUAAAAUGUGAAAAAAACAGUCCAGUAAAAUCAGAACUAGAAGGACUUACACGUGGAAGUGCUGCUUUGGGGGAAACGCCUGAAACACCUGAUGGGGAUCAAUGUUCAGAAGGUCCAGGAGACUGCAGUGUAAUUAAACAGAAAAAAGACAAAAGCAUUCCAGAGACUAACACAGAGAAACAGGAAAAGGAGCACAGUGUUUCUCUGGAGCCAUGUGCAGUGAAAUCGAGCAGUUCUCCACCAAAAACGGGCAGCGAUGAAAACCUCCACAAUCACAUCUGCCCCGAGGAGGAGAGCAGCUGUGAGAGUGCCCUUUCGGAGGGGUCCAGCCUGGAGGAUGGAGAUCCCCCGCAGAAGCCGUUACAACUAGACAACAGUGCUUUCCUGGAUGAAGACAGCAACCAGCCAAUGCCAGUGGAUCGGUUCUUUGGGGACAUGGAGUUCAUCCAGGAUCUCCCGCCAGUUCCGCUCCCCACCACCACUAUGAGCAGGCGAGAAUUCCGGCGGCUGCAUUUCAUUGCAAAGGAGGAUGAGGAGGAGGAGGAGGAGGAAGAGGAUGUUGUCUAACAACAAACUGUAAACAAACAAAACCUUUUUUUCUUUUCCUUUGCAACCACGACACGACGGCUGGUUGUGUCACUGACAGAAGGUGUCUGCGUUUGCCUUUUCUCAGAGACAACGGGUAGAGUUUGUUUUUCUGGAAUUGGCAGAUACAGCAUUCUCCCGUGGUUAUCUGAGGCAAAGACUGACUGAAUUUUCAGUGAUUUGGGAAUAAAUUGUAAUUUAUCAUUUUCCCAUUAAUACUUAGGGGAAAAAAAAACACAGGGAAAAUAGAAAUUCUUACUGCUUUUUUAAAAUCUGAGCCCAUAUCUAUGGUGAACAUUUGGUGUCACUCCUUUUUUAAAAGUAGCCAAGAUAACCAUGUUAGAACACAGUCCUUUUUCCUCUAAUUCUGAGCUGUUUGCCAUUGUGGCAUUGAGCUGGAAUGCAGCGAGAGUGCAGACAGUUGGGUACCCAGCACAGAGACAUGCUGGGCUCUGCUGUGUAACCUGUGUCGCAUCGUUUACAUCUCAACCAGCACCAUUUCCACCUCUAAAAUGCAGUUCUGCAGCAGAACUCAAUGCGUGGAUGUCAUUGUGAGUUGUGGUGUUAUUCUGGGGAAGUUCAGUAUGUUUUGAUUGCAAGUCAGUUUGCUGAACACCCACCACGCAAAGCCCACGGCUUCCUUCUCCCACCAGAGCAGGCACAACCAUUGCCUUCAGUAUUUUCAUGGACUUCCAUGGGUUAUGAGUUAAGAAUUUUGUAAACAAAUGCAUUGGUGGUGAUAAAGCAUCUCUCGGUGUUGGACUUGAUCGGUAGAUGAAUGAGUAUUGAUUGCUAAGGAUAUGGUCAAUCCACCAAAUCAGUUAUUCUGGCCUGCGUUUUUCAAAAAUAAUGAGCAACCUCAGAUGAUUUUGGGAGCUGUGAACUCACCCCAUGGUUAUGGUAAUACUUCUUUGAAAGUGUGAUUAUGCAAUAAGCUUCCAGAUCUUUAUUGUUAUAAAUAGUUUCUUCUACAUUUCUAAAAAUAUAGAGAAAAUGUUAUCAGCAGAUGGUUUCAAUAAAUAUUAAUUUCUACA
Calidris pugnax (ruff) is the source of this 1904-nucleotide messenger RNA. RefSeq names its product chromosome unknown open reading frame, human C1orf174 (gene CUNH1orf174). The transcript has 3 exons. The record is from RefSeq and is a predicted model, not a curated record. NCBI's taxonomy places the organism in Eukaryota, Metazoa, Chordata, Aves, Charadriiformes, Scolopacidae. Bases 1 to 852 code for a protein of 283 amino acids.